AUGCGCGGGCGGUGGGAGAGGCGUCCCCGGGCGUCGUCGUCGUUGCCGUCCAUGAUGUCUUCAUCUUCGCCGCCGACGCCGGUUCAGAUCCGCGAGGCUAACGCGCAUUUGGCAGCGUUGCACGGGCGGGUUGCAGAGUUGGAGCGGCGGUUGGCAGCUGCGGAGCGCACGGUGCACGGCCAGGCUGAGAGUCUCAUCCGGAAGGAUGCCGAGAUGCGCCAGGCGGUGUUCGGGCUUCGGGAGGGCAAGGACAGGGAAAUUGCCAUAUUGGAGGAAAAGCUGCAGUCUUCUGAACAGCAUGCCCAAAAACUGUUAAAUGUGAUCCAGGAAAAAGACAGUUUGAUCACGCAACUGAGGCACAGGAGCCGCCUGCUGACUAAGAUUUGUCGUAGCCGUCCAGUCCUGGACAAUCUCUUGGCCUACAUGGCUGAAGGGGAGCAACUGAGUCCCGUCCUUGGUGCACAAAGUGACGCCAACUCACCAGAUCACAGCCUGUCAUUGGAGACAAACUGUAUCCCAGACCUUGAUUUGGAUACCAAAGACUUUUCACUUGGGGAUGAUGAACAGGAUUCAGACAAGACUUUGUUUGGGACAACAGUGUAGAUGGACAAGUUUCUUGGGUCCCAUAUCUG
Protobothrops mucrosquamatus (brown spotted pit viper) is the source of this 632-nucleotide messenger RNA. RefSeq names its product vimentin type intermediate filament associated coiled-coil protein (gene VMAC). NCBI's taxonomy places the organism in Eukaryota, Metazoa, Chordata, Lepidosauria, Squamata, Viperidae. The transcript has 2 exons. Bases 1 to 603 code for a protein of 200 amino acids. The record is from RefSeq and is a predicted model, not a curated record.